Acanthosepion pharaonis is the source of this 1485-nucleotide messenger RNA. The record is from the annotation of a GenBank genome assembly. NCBI's taxonomy places the organism in Eukaryota, Metazoa, Mollusca, Cephalopoda, Sepiida, Sepiidae.
AUGGCCAUUCUUUUUUACUUUCUUUAUUUCUUUCUUUCUUUUUUUCUUUCUUUAGAUUAUUUACUUUCUUUUUUCUUUCUCAUACAUUUCAUUUUUUUCUAUUUCAUUGCCUUUUUGGUUUUCUUCGUCCAUCUAAUUUACACUCUUCCUCUCACUCUUUCUCUGCCUAUCUCUCUCAUUCUCUCCCACUCUCUUUCCCAUUCUCUCUCACUCUCUCACUCUCUCUCUCAAACACUCUCUCUCCCUCUCUCUCUCACACACUCUCUCACUCUCUCUCACACUAUCUCACACUCUCUCUCUUUAUCUCUUUCUAACACUCUCCCUCUCUCUCUCACACUAUCUCCCUCUCUCUCUCCCUAUCUCACUCUCUCUCACACUCUCUCACUUUCUCUCACUCUCUUUCUCUAUCUCUCUCACUCCCUCUCUCUCUCUCUCACAUACUCUCUCGCUCUCUCUUCCUCUCUCUCUCACACACUAUCCCUCUCUCUCCCUCUCUCCCUGUCCCUCACUCUCUCUCCCUCCCUCUCUCACAAUCUCUCUCACUCUCUGACGCUCUCUCUAUCCCUAGCUCUUUCACACUCUCUCCCACUCCCUCUCACACUCUCUCUCCCUCUCUCACUCUCUCUCACACUCUCUCACUUUUCUCUCUCACUCUCUUUCCCCAUCUCUCUCACUCUUUCCCUCUCUCUCUCACACUCUUUCCCUCUCUCUCUCACACUCUUUCCCUCUCUCACACUCUCUCACUCUCUCUCUCUCUUCAUCUCUCAAACUCUCUCAUUCUCUCUCACACUCUCUCUCUCCAAUUUCCCGCCCUUCUUUGUCUUCAUCUUCAAUUUUUUACGCUUCUUCAUAUAUUUUCUUCAAACCAACGUUACGAAUGCACGUCACUUCAAUCACAAACGCUUCUCCAUUCUAUUUGUCUUUUACGUCCAUAUUUUCUUAUCUAUAGCUCACCCUUUCUCAUUCUAUGUCUUGCUCUUUCUUUCUCUUUCUCGCUUCUUCACUAUGCCUGUCCGUCGCUGUUACUCAAACAACACUUUUCUAUUUUAUUCUGUUCAUAUCUAUCUAUCUAUCUUUUUCAUUUUUUUUCAUUCUGUCCGUUUGCUUGUCUGUCUGUCUAUCUAUCUAUCUGUGUUAGUCUAUUCAUAUAUAUGUUGGUCUUUUAAAAAUCUAUCUAUCUAUCUAUCUAUCUAUCUAUCUAUCUAUCUAUCUAUCUAUCUAUCUCAGUUUGCUUAUAUUCUCUCUCUCUCUCUGUACACACACAGACCCAUACACACAUCUAUCUAUCUAUCUAUCUAUCUAUCUAUCUAUAUAUAUAUAUAUAUAUAUAUAUAUAUAUAUUCCACUCUCUUAAUAAUAUCUAUCUAUCUAUCUAUCUAUCUAUCUAUCUAUCUAUCUAUCUAUCUAUCUAUGUUUUUCCUCUCUCUCUCUCUCUCUCUCUCUCUCUCUCUCUCUCUCUCUCUCUCUCUCUCUCUCUCUCUCUGA